GAUUCAGUCGAAAUGCCGAUAAGGUGAUCAAGAAGAAGCUGCUGAACUGCAGCUGCGAACAAAUCAGCAUGAGACCUUUUCAACAGUACUCGUUCUACGAUUCCCCAUACGGAGAACGUCGCCCGCUGUUUGCUGCUCCGAGCCAACCUGGCCUGGCUUACCAACACCACCUGCAGCCGCCAUACUAUCAUAGUAUGGUAACGACACAACAACCAGCGCCAGGUCCAAGUAUAGCUAAUGGACCCAUAUUUCCUCCGGGAGUAGAACCGCAUCGAAAUCCGUUUGCCGUGCAGAGGCCACCUCCACCAGCUGAAGAUGACUCCGAAGCGGAAGGUAUAAACUGUUCGCCAUGCUGUGAUGAUGAAAACGUGAGCCGCACCUUUCGGUCAAUCGCUCUCGGUCAAAUACUCUCAUUAUGCCUAUGUGGUACGGGUAUCUCCAGUCAAUUGCUUUCAAAUCGAGGAGUGAAUGCUCCUGCUGCUCAAUCUUUCACCAACUACUUCCUCCUGUGCUUUGUCUACUGCACGGCGUUGUCGUGCAAGACCGGUGAGCAGGGCCUGCUGGGCGUCCUGCGACGGCGAGGCCUGCAGUACUUCAUUCUAGCUCUGAUUGACGUCGAAGCCAACUAUAUGAUAGUCUAUGCAUAUCAGUUCACUAAUAUCACAAGUGUGCAGCUUCUCGAUUGUUCGACCAUUCCAACGGUUUUACUACUUUCAUGGUUGUUUCUUUCAGUACGGUAUCUAAUAUCUCAUAUAAUAGGUGUUUGUAUAUGUUUAAUAGGUAUAGCUUGUUUGAUUUGGGCCGAUAUCUUGGAUGAGAAGGGAACUAUUGGAGGUAACCAACGAGUUGUUGGUGAUUUACUCUGCCUUGGAGGCUCCCUUCUCUAUGCGGUAGCCAAUGUUUCCGAAGAGUUUCUUGUAAAACAGCAUAGUCGUAUGGAGUAUCUUGGAAUGGUUGGCUUAUUCGGCUCACUCAUCUCCGGAGUUCAGCUAGCUGUCUUAGAGCACAAGAAUCUGGCUCAAUUAGACUGGGGAGCCGCCACGAUUAGUUGUUUUUUGUUAUUUGCCGUUUCGAUGUUCAUCUUCUACUCCUUGGUUACGGUGGUGCUACAGAAAACAUCAGCUUUGAUGUUCAAUCUUUCCACAUUAACUGCCGACUUCUAUUCACUUCUUUUUGGGCUCUUUCUCUUCAAGGAUUCGUUCCACUACCUCUACUUUGUUUCAUUUAUUGUUGUUGUUAGCGGGUCGGUGAUUUAUUCUAUUAGAGAAACUCAGAGGAGAGAUCCGAAUGAGCCGCGUCGUGUGUGUCCAUGUCUGUUCGUUUGCUGCUGCUGUUGCUGUGAUUGCUUAUUCGAAGAGGUCGAAAGCACUGAGGGAUCGCUGGACGUCUCACCUACUCCAAACGUUAACAGAAGUACUACUAUAGCCAUGCACGCGAUAACAACGGAUCCUAACUGUCCAGUGCACGGUAUAAGAGCUACUGCUGGUUCUACUCUCAGUAACGGAACUCGAGAUCUUCCGACUGGCCGAUGAUCCAUUGUGAACAGAUUUUACUAAUAAGUACUCUAUUCCACUUACUGCACAGAGUCUGGUCAAAACUUUAGUCGCCUUACAAUGAUCUCUCCUCAAAUCCGGUCAAUUUCACAAUUCCAUACGAUAAUAUAUUAUGAAUAAUAUUAUAUUGAGAUGUUGCCAUUGUUGUCACUUUUGUCACUACCACAGAUACGAGCUCAUUCUGUUGUUUACUGUC
Molecule: messenger RNA, 1749 nt
Organism: Cylicocyclus nassatus
Lineage: Eukaryota; Metazoa; Nematoda; Chromadorea; Rhabditida; Strongylidae
Source: the annotation of a GenBank genome assembly